AUGAUUGCAAUCGGGCUCGAAGGCUCAGCCAACAAACUCGGGGUUGGCAUCAUCUCACAUCCAACAGCAGGUCAAACAGGACCCGCCAAAAUCCUGUCCAACAUCCGCCAUACAUACGUAUCACCACCGGGCGAAGGGUUCCUGCCCAAAGAUACAGCCAAACACCACCGGAGCCAUGUCGUUGCACUCGUAAAACAGGCUCUCCGGGAGUCGAAUCUCUCCAUAUCCGACGUCUCAUGCAUCUGCUACACCAAAGGCCCUGGCAUGGGUGCACCAUUACAGUCUGUCGCGGUCGCAGCACGAAUGCUCUCGUUGCUGUGGGACAAGCCGUUGAUCGGCGUGAACCACUGCGUCGGGCAUAUCGAGAUGGGUCGAGAAAUCACAGGCGCGUCUAACCCUGUGGUACUCUACGUAUCUGGUGGCAAUACUCAGGUGAUCGCCUACUCGAUGCAACGGUAUCGGAUCUUCGGAGAAACGCUCGACAUUGCGAUUGGAAACUGUCUCGAUCGAUUCGCGCGCACGCUCGGCAUUCCUAACGAUCCAGCACCGGGGUACAACAUCGAGCAAUUGGCGAAGAAGGGAGGAGGUGUGCUGCUCGAUUUGCCGUACGCGGUCAAGGGCAUGGAUUGUUCCUUCUCCGGCAUCCUCGCGCGAAUCGAUGAAUUGGCGCACCAGAUGCAUGCUGGCACACUGAAGGAUACGGCGUCAGGCGAACUGGUCACUCCUGCGGAUUUGUGUUUUAGCCUGCAGGAGACGGUGUUUGCGAUGCUGGUGGAGAUCACGGAGCGAGCCAUGGCGCACGUGGGGUCGAAUCAGGUGUUGAUCGUCGGUGGUGUCGGCUGCAAUGAACGGGUGCAGGAAAUGAUGGGCAUCAUGGCUCGGGAUCGUGGUGGGAGUGUUUAUGCCACUGAUGAACGGUUCUGUAUCGAUAACGGAAUCAUGAUUGCGCAUGCAGGCUUGUUGGCGUAUCAGACCGGUGUGAGGACCGAGUUGGAGGACAGCACGUGUACGCAGAGAUACCGGACGGAUGAUGUUUAUGUUGGGUGGAGAGAUGACUGA
Molecule: messenger RNA, 1059 nt
Organism: Exophiala bonariae
Lineage: Eukaryota; Fungi; Ascomycota; Eurotiomycetes; Chaetothyriales; Herpotrichiellaceae
Gene: GPE1
Product: CCAAT/enhancer-binding protein gamma
Exons: 1
Coding region: 1-1059 (352 amino acids)
Biological process (GO): tRNA threonylcarbamoyladenosine modification
Cellular component (GO): cytoplasm; EKC/KEOPS complex
Source: RefSeq, a predicted model, not a curated record